Molecule: messenger RNA, 2478 nt
Organism: Myripristis murdjan (pinecone soldierfish)
Lineage: Eukaryota; Metazoa; Chordata; Actinopteri; Holocentriformes; Holocentridae
Gene: gclc
Product: glutamate-cysteine ligase, catalytic subunit
Exons: 16
Coding region: 1-1893 (630 amino acids)
Biological process (GO): glutathione biosynthetic process
Cellular component (GO): glutamate-cysteine ligase complex
Molecular function (GO): glutamate-cysteine ligase activity
Source: RefSeq, a predicted model, not a curated record
AUGGGCUUACUGUCACAAGGGUCGCCGCUCAACUGGGAAGAAACCAAGAAGUAUGCUGACCAUAUCCGAAAGCAUGGCAUCAUCCAGUUCCUCAAUAUCUACAACAAGGUGAAGGAUCGGCAGAAGGAUGUGUUGAAAUGGGGGGAUGAGGUUGAGUACAUGUUGAUUGAAAUGGAUGACAAAAACGAGAAGGUCCGUGUGGUCCUGAAUGGAGGAGAAGUUUUGGAAACUCUUCAAGACAAAGGUGAAAAGACGAACCCCAACCACCCUACCCUCUGGAGACCAGAGUAUGGCAGCUACAUGAUUGAAGGCACCCCGGGCCAGCCGUACGGCGGGACGAUGUCGGAGUUCAACACGGUGGAGGGUAACAUGGGGAAGCGCCGGCGAGAGGCCUCCUCCGUGCUGAAUGAGAAUGAAACUCUCUGCACCAUCACCUCAUUCCCGAGGUUAGGUUGCCCAGGCUUCACCCAACCAGAGUACCAACCAACUCCUGUGGAAAAGGGAGUGUCCAAGUCUCUGUUUUUCCCAGAUGAAGCCAUCAACAGACACCCGAGGUUCAGCACCCUUACCAGAAACAUACGUCACAGAAGAGGAGAGAAAGUUGUGAUCAAUGUGCCAAUCUUCAAAGACAAGUGCACUCCGUCUCCAUUUGUGGAGACAUUUCCUGAGGAUGACGGGGAAGCAGCCCGGGCAGCUCUCCCAGACCACAUCUAUAUGGACGCCAUGGGCUUCGGGAUGGGCAACUGCUGCCUUCAGGUGACAUUCCAAGCUUGCAGCAUUGAUGAGGCAAGGUACCUUUAUGACCAGCUUGCGACAUUUUGCCCAAUAGUGAUGGCUCUGAGCGCUGCCUCACCCUUCUACAGAGGCUAUGUGUCGGAUAUUGAUUGUCGCUGGGGAGUUAUUUCUGCCUCUGUGGAUGACCGGACACCAGAGGAGAGGGGGCUGAAGCCUCUGAAAAACAACAAAUACCGAAUCUUCAAAUCAAGAUACGAUUCAAUUGACAGCUACCUGUCUAGUUGUGGUGAGAAGUACAACGACAUUGAUCUGACAAUAGACGAGGAGAUCUACAAGCAACUGCUGGCUGCAGGGAUUGAUAAGUUGCUGGCCCAACACAUAGCCCACCUCUUCAUCCGAGAUCCACUUUCGGUCUUUGAGGAGAAAAUACAUCUCGACGAUGAAAAUGAGUCUGACCACUUCGAGAACCUCCAGUCAACCAACUGGCAGACGAUGAGGUUCAAACCACCACCUCCUAACUCUGAUAUCGGCUGGAGAGUUGAGUUUCGCCCCAUGGAGGUGCAGCUAACUGAUUUUGAAAACUCUGCGUAUGUGGUCUUUGUUGUCCUGCUCACCAGAGUGAUCUUGUCCUACAAACUGGAUUUCCUAAUCCCCUUGUCAAAGGUUGAUGAAAACAUGAAAGUUGCGCAGAAAAGAAAUGCUGUCCAAGAGGGCCUGUUUUACUUCCGAAAGGACAUCUUCAAAGGCUGUAACCCGGUCCUAGACGGUACCAAUUCUGCUCAGAACGGUUUGGAGAUUGAUGGCACCAAUGAGGAGUACACGCUGAUGAGCAUUGACACGAUCAUCAAUGGAAAGGAGGGAGUUUUUCAAGGGUUAAUCCCGAUCCUUAACUGCUACCUGGAAAAUAUGGAAGUGGAUGUCGACACCAGAUGCACCAUUCUGAACUACCUGAAGCUCAUCAAGAAGCGUGCCUCAGGCGAGCUGAUGACCAUGGCCAAGUGGAUGAGGGAGUUUGUUGCAAAGCACCCUCAGUACAAGCAGGACAGCGUCAUAACUGACAAGAUCAACUACGACCUCAUCCAAAAGUGCGACAAAAUCGCAAAAGGAGAAGAGCGAUGCCCAGAGCUGAUCGGCGACCCCGUCAAUAGGUUCAAAUAAAAUGUACUGUACGAAUGUGUUGUCACCAUAACAUACCCAUCAUCAUGAAGGAAGACCAAACGUGUGGCCGGACAGAGAAAGUGGUCCAAAACAAACGGAGUUUUAAAAGAAUGCAGAGCAGCACAUGUCCAUUGUAAGGAACACACCUGCAUCCACGUUGUACAUAUAUAUACUGUAUCAGAUUUUUAUGAUCACAAGAGUAUUUUAAUAGGGUGAAAACAUGCAUAAAGCUGUGUAAUAGUAAGCAGAGGUGUAUAUAUUUUUCUCUGGUAAAAUUUAAGCCUAUCUGUGUGAGAAUGUAAAUGUAGAAAAGAGUUGUACAGUAGUUGGCUUUUAAUCUUGUGUUCUGUAAAUACUGUACUUCCCGCUCUUUAAAACAUUAACAUGGACAUUUUCAUCGCUGGGUAUCCAGAGUCGCCUUGGAAGUUGUUAGAAAUCUUUACAUAUUAAGAGACAUGUUUGUUUUGCUGUGCUGAUUUUUGUAGUAGGAAUUUGGAAAAGUAGUGUUACAUUGAAGUGGAGCUGGUGAAUGAUUGUUUGCAAUGUCAUGCUGCUUCAAAUAAAACUGUACAGCAUUGAACUCGC